Messenger RNA from Eubalaena glacialis (North Atlantic right whale), 243 nucleotides. RefSeq names its product KANTR integral membrane protein-like. The record is from RefSeq and is a predicted model, not a curated record. NCBI's taxonomy places the organism in Eukaryota, Metazoa, Chordata, Mammalia, Artiodactyla, Balaenidae.
AUGUCCUCAUUUUUAUUUCUGAUUUUAGUAAUUUCAGUCUUCUCUCUAUGUUUCUUAGCCAAUAUAGCUAAAGGUUUGUCCAUCUCAUUAAUCUUUUUGAAGAAUCAAUCUUUGGCUUCAUUGAUUUUCUCUAUUGUUUUUCUUUUCUCUAUUUCAUUUAUCUCUGCUCUAAUCUUUAAUUUCCUUCCUUCUGCUAGCUUUGGGUUUACCUUAUUCUUCUUUGUCCAGUUCCUUGAGUUGUAA